CAGCCUCGUUGCCACCAACAUGUUCAUCUUCAUCGGAGAGACGCUUCUGUCAGUAAAUUUCACCCUCAUAUCUGACAUUAUACUAAAAGUAGUAACUCCGUGGAGGAGAUCUUCAGCCCUGGCUGUGCAGAUGACAAUCUAUCACCUCCUAGGUGACGCCGGCAGCCCGUACCUCAUCGGCCUGAUAUCUGACACCUACGAACGAGGAUAUGCCAAAUCCCCUCUUCUGAAAUACCGCAGCCUGGAGUAUGCCCUCAUGACCUGCACCAUAAUGGCAGUCACCGGAGGGGCCUUCUUCAUGGCCACGGCCCUAUAUAUAGAGAGGGACGAAAAAGAAGCAGAGAUGGAAUCAGAACCUCCGUCAUCCUCCUCCUCCUCACUGCUUCCUGCCGAUGAGGACCGCGCUUCAGACUGAGGAAAAGUCAUUGCUUACCUUUAUCUCGUUUACUUCAUUAAAAAAAAUU
This is a messenger RNA of Hyla sarda, 464 nucleotides long. Its product is annotated as protein spinster homolog 1-like. Gene Ontology annotation, cellular component: membrane. Bases 20 to 415 code for a protein of 131 amino acids. The transcript has a single exon. The record is from RefSeq and is a predicted model, not a curated record. Gene Ontology annotation, molecular function: transporter activity. NCBI's taxonomy places the organism in Eukaryota, Metazoa, Chordata, Amphibia, Anura, Hylidae.